GCGCGGGGGGCUCUGCGGCAGUGGCCGCAACGGCCGGGUGGCCGAGGGGUGGGGGCCGUGGGGGCCGCCUGUCCUCUCCAGCGCCGCCUUGUUUAUUUCGCGGGCGCCUGUGCUUCCGACCGAGGACCCUCCCAGCUUUGAGCGGGGGUUGGCAGUCGCCUCUCCGAAGGACCCUGCACGGGGAGCCCGGCCCUUCCAUGCCUCUUUCUGGCCUGACGCCCCGCUCGCGCCUGUCCACUCCGCGACACACCCUCCUCCUGGCGGUUUGGCCCCGCACCCUCUCUCAAGCCUGCUUUGGCCACUACUUUCUCUGGCCCGGUGCCUUCAGCCUGGCUCCCCUCACCCCAUGUGCGGGUGGGGGCCUGGACAGGGAGUUUGGCAUGUGCAAACAAUUUCAGAGGCAGCGUUUCCUUCCCUGCCUCGGAGUUUAGAUCUGUGCCUUCCAUUGCGGCUGGUGGAGAGAGAUCUAAAGGAGCCCACCCUCCAGGUGGUGGGCACCGCCACGCCUCCUGUUUGUUGUCAGCCGGGCCGGCCGGUUCUGGGGCUCUGGAGACUCCCCAGGCUCUCGCACUCCUGCAGUGCAGCCAGGGAAGGCACUGGGUAUCUGCAGGCCCUCACUGCUUUCUUCACACGGGCUGUGCAGGAAGGUGUGACUGGGACAGUUUGCUUCAACAGGUAUUGAAGGUCUGGGACACUUUCCCCGGGUGUUGUGUAAACAGAGCCUGAGGAGCCUUGAGACAGAGCAGUUAUGUUGGACUCCACUGGUCCUUCUGGGAGCUGCUGUGUUCUCAGCAGGACCCCUGGCUUCCUGGGAGAUGUCAAGUGGUACCCAAGAAAUCUAAGGCCCCAGGAAGCCUAGUCUGCUAGGUGGAAAUGACUUUAAGAACUCAACUUCAGAUGCAUGAGCCAUGGCUUCCCGAGUUGGUGAAGGCCAGGAGCCACAGCAGAGAGAGGAAAAGUCCGAGUUGGGGCAGGCGGCCUAGUUUUGGAGGAAGGUGUGCCUGUGGAGGAUGACUCCGUGGCAAGACCCAGAGUCCACAGGAGUAGCAGGUAGAAAGGGCCAAGAAAGGAGGAUCAGAGGAGCAGUUAUGGAGGAGGGAGGAUACAGAAAAUAAAUGAAGCUGGCAUGUAGCACAGCAGUGGUGCCAUACUUGCCUGGCAUGUGCAAAGCCUGGGUUUGAUCCUUGGCCUUGGGACUUGUCAUCUUGUGCAUAGCACGGGAAGACAGGCAGUUCGGAAGUAAGACCUCCAGCUAAGACACAUGAACUGUGUGGUGGGCAGGUGCAGACACAGGUGCUGUUGCCGGUCAGAGGAGGGCGCUCUCGGAGACCCUCGAGAUGGUGACAGGGUGACCAUGAGCAUGACCUUGGCCAUCUUGCGUGUUUCCUGAAGAUGGAGAGAACAGUGGUUGAGAUUGUGCAAGUCCUAGAAAAUCAGACUGGGGAAUUGCUGUUCUGUCUGUGUGUCCUGGCAGACAUUAAAAGUUUUAGGGUCAGGAAGGACUGCAAGGAAGGGGUGUUUGGGAAGGAUUUUGAAAGUAAUGUUAGGAGAUAUGUCAGCUAGUAAGCUACUGCACUCCAGGAGUGCCCAGGGUUUGCAUUGGAUUUAACUGGAAAUGAAAAAAGGGUGCGUGUUAGAGACAUUACCAUUGACAUAGUCUGCUGACAGGGCCAGGGUGAAGGGAAAAGAUGAAUGAAAAUUAAUUCUUUGUGGAAAUUGAUUAUAUGCCAGGGUCUUAGAGCCACUGUAGCUGGCAACUCGAGAAAUCGGAAAUGUGUGUUUUGCAGAGAAGUAAUUGACACUCAGGCUGUGUGGAAGUUUGUGUGUUUGCCAGGAUAUCCAAGUGUAAGUGCUCUGCCAGCAAGUCCUGCACAGGGCUUCUUGAGAACCCCAGGGAUAGAGUGUUAGAGAGAGCAGGCAUUCGGUGGUCAGAGAGGUAGCUGAGGAUGUGUGGCCUUGGAGGUCUGUUUGUUAGGGUUGGGAUCCUGCAGUUCAGGCUGGCCUGGAACUCACUGGGCAGCCCAGGCUGGCCUUGAACUCAUGGCAAUCCUCCUGCUCUGCCUUCCAAGUGCUGGGAUUACAGGCAUGUACCACCUGUCAUUUUCACCUCUUUGUGUUGCUGCCAUUUACAUGACACUGCCUGGUCUUGACCUUGAAGUUGGAGAAACAAGUCUGAAGAAUCGGGCUUCUGGGAAACUGGGGCCAUUUAUUCUAGGCAUGCGGGUGCAUGCAGUUGGAGGUUGGAGAGAAGCAGCAUAGGAUUUGCUAAAGGUGUAUAUUGUUGGACUUGGAAGUGUGUUGAACUUUGAACUCCACCAGGAUCUUCAGGCUAGUCUCAUGUUUCAUUCCUGCAGGAGAGAGGGGGUGGGUUGGCUUUUCCUAGCCCAUGCUGUCGCCCAUUCCCAGGAGUCUGGGGACCUGCACACGGAAGGGAUCGGGUGCUUUUUUGCUGAGUACUGAAUUGUGCUUUCUUGUUGCACGGCUGACUUAGGGUGAUUUGCUGAACAAAUUCCCCAAGCCUCAACUUGCAACAUCUGAAUUUGGAGGAUGAUUGCAGAAGGCUGCAGAAUGAGCCGAGAAUGUAACUAGUGACUUAGCCUCCUUGUUUCUCAGAGCUGCAGGAUAGGUGCACUGGUAGGGGAACAGGACUUAGGGGAGGAGACCUGCAGGGGUGUGGAUCAGAAUAUUUUUUUUCUUUAUGGCAAAUAUCUGACUGCGUGAAAAAUAAUUGUAUGUGAGUGAGCAGUGGUUGAGCUCACUCAUUCUAGAGCAAUGUUUUCUGUACUGUUCUGGCUCUGACCUACAUUAAGAAACAAAAUUUACAUUAUGACCCUGUACAUACAGCAUUAUGUUACAAUCUAAUUUCAGUUCAUGCAGGACUACCUCCCUUUGCGUGGUCCCAUCUCCUUGAACAUUUGGGGGGGAGGCGUCUGUUUUAUUGUUUUUCAUUAGAAGAGCAGUUGUUAGCUGGGCAUGGUAAUACAUGCUUGAGAGGGACAUUGAGACAGGAGGAUUGAAAGUUCAAGGCCAUCCUGAGCAACUUAGGGAGACCUUUUCCAAAAAUCAAAACAGCUGUUGCUCCUAAGUUCAUGGAGUUAUUCUCUGAUGAAGUAGUGGGUCACAAUGCAUGAACGGUUUGAAAAGCGCAGAGAGAGUUUUCACAUUCAGUAAACAUUUAUUAAGUCGUGAGUGUGCGAACAUACCCUUCCCAGUACUGAAGGUAGAAAGGUACAAAUGAGAGAUAGAAACUGUUCAGCCUUUUUGGAGGUUUAAGGCACGGCUUGGAUUAAGGAGCAGGGCAAGAUGAUUAAAUGCCAAAAAUGAAAAACAAAUGCCUGCGGUGUAUGAAAACGGGGUGGUAGCCAGGGAUUUAGUUCAGUAGCAUAAGCGCCUGCCUGGCAAGUUCGAGGUUGUGAGUUCAAUCCAUGGUACCCAAAAAAAAAAGGAAAAAGGGAUCAUGAUAUGUGCAGUGUAGAUAGAAAAAACUCUUGGGAUGAAGGAAGUCUGGGGUGAACAGUUUGGGUGUCUCAGAUGUCGCAUGGGAGAAACUCAUGUGUGCAAGUUAGGAGUUAGGAGCGAACACAGCAUGUGUGUGUGGAUGUGAAGAACAUGGGACUCUUGUGGUAGAGCAGGGGGAAAUUAGAUUGGAGAGGUAGGAAAUAUAGUUCUUUAUUAAGAGGGGAUUUGUAGAAAUUUCCAAGCCUUUAUGCUGUUACAGUUUGGAUAGCAUAAAGGCUUUUAAACAUUAAGAAUAAUCCGAAAAACUUGUGGCUUUUUAAAAAGAGUCAGAUCUGACCGUCAUUUCCAGCAGAGAGGUGGUCAUUGCCUAUGGAAAGGGUCAGGUCUGCUGCUCCCAAGCAUCAUGAUUCCAGCAUCCUCUCUUGCCUGCCUGGGUCCAGUUGCUUGGCAUUCCUCGCUGUGUCCCAUCGGCAUUUGGCUUUGUGACCUCAGUUUUCAAGUCUUGGAUGCCAUGCUGGAGAAUGUGUGCUGCUGUCACAGGCCAUGGGUGCCCCCCUCCCCACCCCAAGGAUUCUGGCAGGAGCCAGAGACUGGAAUCUGAGGAUUCCAGCACCAUGCUUUGCUUUAGGCCAGUGAGCAGCUCUCGCUGGGGAGCUGCUGGCUGGGCCUUGGAAAUAUUUUCAUGAUGAACAGCAUGGUAUUUACUAGACAGGGCUUUGCCUUGUCAUCUAGAAAGCGAGGCAGACUUCUAGUGAUCUGAAGUUCUCUCCUGCCUCUACUUCUGGCUGGCGUGAUUAGAUUGUGGCUCCUGGCAUGUCGCUCUGAAAGGGAUGUUGGGGUUGCGAGUUGUGAGUCACAGCUGUCAGUUGCCUUGCGACAUUAGAUUCUGAGAUGCUUUGGUUCUGUGGGCCCAUAAAAGAAGACCAAGGAGAAGAGGGAGCUGCAGCGGGGAAGGGUGCAUAGUCUGGAGAGGUUCAUAGUGGCUGCAGAGUAGCUGGCUCAAGCCCAGGUAUUAAUGCAUAUGGCUACAGAAGAGUAGGUGUGUUUGGGGCAGUUGGUAUGGGAAGUCUUUAUGGCUGAGAACACUCUGGCUUUUCCUGGAGUCCUAACUAACCACCAUUCAGAGCUCCACCCAGGUGAGCUGCAGGUGAGGGGCUGACCAAUCGUUUCCCUGCUUUUUACAGGUAGGACAAAAUUUACCUAAAAGUAUUGCUUUUUUACUUUUUUUUUUUUUUUAAUAACACACAGAUACAAGUUAGGAGUUUUCUUAAAAGCAUAUGGCCAUAGGAUGCAAGAGUACCUAGAAGUCAGCUGAAUUAUAUCAAGUUGAAUCUAUUUCCUGUUUUAUGUGAUGUUUUGCUUACUAAACCAGAAGGGAAUGAUGCAGCAGCUCUGGUAUGUUUAGUUUUAGUAAAGUAGUUCACAGUUUCUUAAGAUACACUGAUUUUGGCUUGGGUUUGGGUUGAGUAUAAGGAAGAUGUGUUUGUCUGAUUUGGAGGCACGGAGCUGGGAAGGACUGCUUAGUCUGUAGAUAAAUCAGAGUCAUCUAGAAUGAGGACCUCAAAUUAAAAAGAAAAAGAGCCGGGUGUGGCGGUGCACGUCUGUAAUUUCAGCUAAUUGGGAGACUGAGGCAGGAGGAUUGCAAGUUCCAGCCCUGCUUCGGUAACUGUGAGCGUCUUUCUCUAAAUAAAUAAACAAAUGGGGCUAAAUAGGGUUGUAGCUCACAGCCCCUUCCCUCAUUUCUGUAAAGAAUAAAGAUGAAGCAUGGUUUAGUUUUACAGAUUUGAGCCGAUGUCUCAAGAUGGCCAAAUAGUCUAAUAAGAUAAUUAUUCUUCUGGGGAUGUAGCCGAGACAAAACAUGAAAUAUAGAUGAUGUUUCUAUGCACCCAUCAUUCAGAUUUUUUAAAAACUCUAGUAAAAAAUUGGUAACAACCUAUAUUUCCACUGGUGUGGGCUGUAGAUAGUGGAUAGGUGAAUUCCAGUGGAUAUGCCUUUAAAAUGGAGGUUUAUGAAGUUAUGCAAAAUAAUAUUUAGGAGCAAUUUAAAAGAUAACCAGGGAGGAUGUUUCUGGUAAAAGUUACAGUGUGCCUACCAUCUAAUUCCAAAGGUUAAAAAACAUGCCUAGAUAAUAACUGGAAGAAAGUGUCCUAAUAAUACCAAACCUCCGUUGUUUCUAGAUGGGUUGAGCUAAGUGACUUUCUCUUUUUCAUGCUUUUAAAUUUAUCAUUUGCUAGUGGGGGAAAAUACCGCUACUUUAAACACUCUUGUUGUUUGAGGACAGGAUGGAGUAGAUGAUUCAUGUAGAGAUUAUUGUUGAGUACCUACCUGCCCCUUGUCAAGUGUUGGCAUAGAUACCAAGCUCACAAAAUAACACCCAGCACCUGACUCUGGCACAGGCCACUGUGGAAGGCCAGGCUAUCUGGUGGAAAGUCUUGUUUUUUUUUCCCUGUCAUUUAUGAGUUCAUUGUGGAGUCCUCAGUGUGUUGAGGCUUUCCAAAUAUCAAAGCCAGUGGAGAAUCCCAGGAUCCAGUCUUAAUGACCUUGGUCAUACGACCUCUGGACUCCUGGGGUGAUUUCAAAGGCACCUGAGCAUCAGGACUUGAUCCACGAAGAGAGAAUAGGGUGAUGGAGACUCAGGAGUGACCGGUGUGGGCUUGUGGAGGAGGUCUGCAGUAGUGCCUCUAAAACGCUUUCAUGGUAGUCAGGUGUAGGGAGGACCACACGUGUUCAUUUUUUUUAUUUUUGGUACCGGGAAUUGAACUCAUGACCUUGUACUUGCCAGGCAAGUGUUUGCGCCUCUGAGCCAAAUCCCUGGUCCUAGGUUUGGCGCCAUAGGUAAAUUCCCAGGGGCGGGGAAGAUGAUGUCACGGUAAUUUCCUAGGGGUGGGGGAGAUAGGAGCUUCCUGGUUCCGGUUGAGGCUUUUCUUGCUACAGAGUCCUGUCUGGGCCAAAACCCUUUCAAUUUAAUUUGACAUAAUCUCUUUAAAUGGUUGGCAGCGAUCAUUCCAUACAGUGAGACACCUUGGGAGAGCGCCCCACCCCAUCUCUCUCCAGUGCUGUUCAGGGCUCCGCCAGCCACCUCAGCACGCUUUUGUGCAGUUAGGAGCCAUGCAGCCGUGUUCCCGUGGCACAGCUACUUACACAUCUUUUCUGAGCCUCACUAGCUUAUUCUCUGUGUGUUUUGUUUCUAUAGGUAGGGCCUGAACAAGCUUUGUUUCUUUUAACUUCAAUUAGAUUUUAUUGGUACAUUUGGGACAUACCUAAUGAUCAUCUUAGAGGAUUUGUACCUAUACAUAGUAAAGUUUUCUUUCCCAUUCCCCUCCCUCCCUUCAACGUUCCUCCCCUUACCAUUUACAAACUUUCCUUUCCACGUUUUCUUUCUGUUUUGUGUUAAGUAAUCAGAUUUACAGUCUUUUCCCUUUUUGCUUCUUGAUUUUUGAGACAUAAUCAGGAAAGACCUGUUGAGUACAUAGAAAAAAAUCACCCAACGCUUUUUUGAUAUAGUCAUCUUUGUUUCUGCCAUCAGUUGCGGAUCCUUUUAAUCCACACUGUGAAUAAGGAGGGGAGGCUCCGUCACCUACAAUGCCAGCCACCUGCCACCGCGGCCCUGGCUCUGAGGUGACCCGCCGUGCCCGGGGUCUGCACCCUGAACUUCGACGCGUGGCCCUGCCCCACCCGGGCGAAGGUGCCAGCCAGGCCAGCAGCCACGUAGCGGCGUGCCAGGCCUGGUGCCCAGGUCCAGCGGUGAAGGCGCCUGAGCUUGGUGCCCUAGUGCAGCUACUCGCCAGCCUUGCUCUGCGGCCCCGGGACCCUGCCCCCGGCCGCGCUCACUGGGCGCCCCACCCGCCGGCCACGUUCAUUGGACGCUCCACCCGCCGGCCUCGUUCAUUGGACGCUCCACCCGCCGGCCUCGUUCAUUGGACGCUCCCGCCCCGCCCCGCGCGGUGCCCAGCGUUCGCCCCGCCCCCUGUGUGAAGGCUGCAGCUUUGUGGUCGUCCUGGAGACCCUGUUACCUAUGUUUAUGAUUCAUAGCACAGCACGAAGCGGAAGGUGUAGCAGUGCGGUCCCGCCCUCUGCUGCCACUGCCACUGGGAAAGACUUCUUUGCCAUUGCCGGGUCCGGCCCGGUCCGGUCGGGUCCGGCCGUGUCUGCAGGGAGCGGUCCUUCGCGAUGGACGCGGUGUCAGCCACUGUAGCCGCGGUCUUCGUGUCCCCGGGCAACCCCGAGCUGCUGAAGCCCCCGUCGAAGCUGUACUCGGCCCUCGUAGCCCUGCUACUGCAGCUGGUUGCAGUGUUACCUGAGGAUCUCCAGCCCGGGCCUCACUUUUAUGGGCUUCCCUGGGAGCCUGUGUUGCUCACUACCUGUGUUGGAAUCCUUAUGCUUGCGAUUUUCUUGUGGAGGAGUGUUCUUCCAGUGAAAGAGAGAAUAUACCAAGUCACUGAACAGCAGACUGCCGAGCAGGUGAAGACUGCCACAAAGGACAAUGCAGAACUUGCAGAAAAAUUGUCAAGUUAUGAACAGAAGAUCAAGGAAUCGAACAGGCUUAUUUAGGAGACCAAGAAUCAAAAUAUGAUUCUCUCUGAUGAAGCAAAUAAAUACAAGGAUAAAAUCAAGCUGCUUGAAGAAAGCAAUGAAUUUCUGGAUGAUAGGACCAAAACUCUUGGUGAUAUGUUAGAAUCUGAGAGGAAACGCAACAUGAAAAAUCAGGAUUUGGUCCUGGAAAAUGAGAAAUCUGUGGAGAAGCUAAAGGAGGUUAUUUCAAUGAAUGCCUCAGAAUUUUCUGAGGUAAGGUUGCUCACACUCCCUACCGAUGUCAGCGGCCUGAAUGAAGGCAAGUUGAGUGAGGAGAAGGUGAAGUCUGAGUGCCACCAGGCAGAAGAAAACUCAAGGCUGAAAAAGAAGAAAGAUUUUCUACAGCAGGAAGUUGAAGACCAGAAGAAGUUGAACGCUGCACUCAGCGAGCGAAUCAGGACGUUGGAGAAGUCUCAGAGGGAUCUGGAAGCCACUCUCGCUGAUAAGGAUGAUAGCAUUGGUGCUCUGACCAACUGCAUCAUGCAGCUGAAUCAGUUGGAGGAGAGUGGAUCAGAAUCUGAGGGUCCAGGUCCAGGCAGAUGUGAGCCAGGUGAAUUAGCCAAUGGAGAAGUGGGAGGUGGGGAGAAUAAGAUGAAGACUCACAUGCACCAGCUGAUGGAUGUCUCCCGGACACAUCCCGCAAUAUCCAUACUUCAGGAGGAUGUCAAACUCCUGCAGGUGAAGCUGAGAGCCUCCCUGUCUGCCAAAUGUGACCUGGAAAACCAGAUCGUGAAGCUAGGUGAGGACUGCGGCAUGCUGCAGGCAGACAAGGCCCGGCUUGAGGAGGAGUUUAGGAUGCUGCAACAGAAGGUGGAGGUCCUGAAUGAGCUGUCCCAGCAGAAGGAGAUGGAGCUGCAGAAGUGAAUCCGAGAGAUUUUGCCUAGUGUCUCAUGCUGGCCAUUCCUGUCACUUCUGAUUGCCUAGCAGCUUCAAUGUGCAGUGAUCAUAGAGGAAACUUGGGGCCCAGGGUGCUGCUGGUUUCCUGUGAUGGCGACCUGAGGCUGCUCCUGCCUGUCUGCCGUCACCUUCAUCCAGCUAGCAGUUCAGCCCAGCGUCCCUGCCUCUGUAGCCUCAGCUCCACUGCUUGUUUCUUAAAGCCUAGGGAUUUGUCGAGGGCUCAGUACAGCAUCUUUGGCAUUGUCCUCAAUGUGUGGGUUGAAGGAGGGCAGCACUGGCCUCUGGGGCCCACAUUUCGCUUUCUGGCUGGGGCCACAGGCUCCUGUCCACCCAUUCGGCCUUGCUUGUGUGCUUAUCAUGGCCUAGGUCUAGAGGAACAGCUCUUCCUAGACAGCAUGGGGGCGGGGGGAGGGGGUGCGAGGAGGACUCCGCCUAUUGCUUUCCCAGCAGCUCUGCUGGACAAUCCUGGCUUCCCUCGGGGUACGCUCAUCUCCCACACAGGCAGCUAGAGCCUGGCGCAUGCUGUGCUCUUAGCUUGUUCUGUUUGCCGAUUAGACAAUUACAAGGAGAGGUGAGGUCCUCUCCUCUCCUGUCCUGAUCGGCAGCUGCAGCCCACCGGACUCACAGCACGAGGCCCAGCACUCUGAGCCCAGUGCAGCCUCCACAGCUGCUUGGACCAGAAGGGCCCUUCCCGCAGAGCCGAAGUGCCAGUCCCACCAGGGUGGUCACCCGGGACGCCACAGGUGGCCGGCACUGGGAGAACGGAGGGUCAGGCUGUGGUUGAGCCCUACUGAGCCUCAGUUUUCCUUAUCUGUGAAGUCCAGUGCAUCACUCAGCUUCCUGGCUCAGGGGAAGGGAAAUGCUUUGAGCAGACCUGGGCUGCUCCUCAGGAUGUGUCCGCGUGUCCCUCUUGCUUUCCAGUCCCACACUGGGCUUAAGAGAGUAUGCGCCCGGCAUCCUGCCCGGAUGCCGAGACCUGCCGCUGCACCGCCGCAAGUUCUUGCCGGCACCUGUGCCAUUCAGGCCUCCAGGUCCGCUCGGCCCCCGAGAGUAUUUCAUUCCUGUUCCUCGAAUGCCACCACCACCCGCUGGGCCCCAGGAUUACCCACCGCCGCCUGCCAGGCCCCAGGACUACCCACCGCCGCCUGCCGGGCCCCGGGACUACCCACCGCUGCCUGCCGGGCCCCGGGACUACCCACCGCCGCCUGCCGGGCACUGGGACUACCCACCGCUGCCUGCCAGGCCCCGGGACUACCCACCGCUGCCUGCCGGGCCCCAGGACUACCCACCGCCGCCUGCCGGGCCCCGGGACUACCCACCGCCGCCUGCCGGGCACUGGGACUACCCACUGCUGCCUGCCAGGCCCCGGGACUACCCACCGCUGCCUGCCGGGCACCAGGACUACCCACUGCCGCCUGCUGGGGCCCCGGACUACCCACCGCCGCCUGCCAGGCUCCUUUUUCUCCUAUGGGUCUGCGCUUAUUUCUAGGACUGAUAAAAGUUCUCUCCAGUUAACUUCAGCCUCGAUGUUUGCUGAUUUGCCCCCAACUACAGAUUAAAGUAAUACACUUGUAUUGCGCACUUA
This is a messenger RNA of Cavia porcellus (domestic guinea pig), 10513 nucleotides long. Its product is annotated as transport and Golgi organization protein 1 homolog. Gene Ontology annotation, biological process: protein secretion; endoplasmic reticulum to Golgi vesicle-mediated transport; vesicle cargo loading. The record is from RefSeq and is a predicted model, not a curated record. Gene Ontology annotation, cellular component: endoplasmic reticulum exit site; endoplasmic reticulum membrane. Lineage: Eukaryota; Metazoa; Chordata; Mammalia; Rodentia; Caviidae.